Messenger RNA from Octodon degus (degu), 2089 nucleotides. RefSeq names its product aldehyde dehydrogenase 8 family member A1 (gene Aldh8a1). Bases 56 to 1519 code for a protein of 487 amino acids. Lineage: Eukaryota; Metazoa; Chordata; Mammalia; Rodentia; Octodontidae. Gene Ontology annotation, biological process: retinoic acid metabolic process. The record is from RefSeq and is a predicted model, not a curated record. The transcript has 7 exons. Gene Ontology annotation, molecular function: retinal dehydrogenase (NAD+) activity.
AGGGACCAACAGCAGUCAGCAGCUGUGCAGGGGAAAGCCCGCAUUUUUCCUUACUAUGGCUGCACCAGUCAAACUUUUGAUGCUGGAAAACUUCAUAGAUGGGAAAUUUUUACCUUGCAAUUCAUAUAUAGAUUCGUAUGAUCCAUCCACAGGGGAAGUGUAUUGCAAGGUGCCAAACAGUGGGAAAGAAGAGAUCGAAGCUGCUGUCCAGGCGGCCAGCAGGGCCUUUCCUGGCUGGUCAUCCCGCGCCCCCGAGGAGCGCGCCCAGGUGCUGCGCCGACUGGCUGACUCGCUGGAGCAGUCCCUGGAGGAGCUGGCCCAGGCGGAAUCUAAAGACCAAGGGAAAACCCUAACGAUGGCAAGAACCGUGGACAUCCCCCGGGCCGUGCAGAACUUCCGGUUCUUCGCUUCCUCUGUCCUGCACCACACAACAGAGUGCACACAGAUGGACCAGCUGGGCUGCCUGCACUACACCGUGCGGACUCCCGUGGGGAUUGCGGGGCUCAUCAGCCCUUGGAACCUGCCCCUCUACUUGCUGACCUGGAAGAUCGCCCCCGCCAUCGCUGCCGGGAAUACUGUGAUCGCCAAGCCCAGCGAGCUGACGUCCGUGACGGCGUGGAUGCUGUGCAAACUCCUGGAUAAAGCAGGUGUUCCACCGGGUGUCAUCAAUAUUGUGUUUGGAACAGGGCCCAGGGCAGGAGAAGCCUUGGUGUCCCACCCAGAGGUGCCCCUGAUCUCCUUCACGGGGAGCCAGCCCACUGCUGAGCGGAUCACCCAGCUGAGUGCACCCCACUGCAAGAAACUCUCCCUUGAGCUGGGGGGCAAGAACCCAGCCAUCAUCUUUGAGGAUGCCAACCUGGAGGAGUGCAUUCCAACCACCGUCAGGUCCAGCUUUGCCAACCAGGGUGAAAUCUGCCUCUGCACCAGCAGGAUCUUUGUGCAGAAGAGCAUCUACAGUGAAUUUUUAAAAAGAUUUGUGGAAGCUACCAGAAAGUGGAAAGUUGGCGUUCCUUCUGACCCAUCAGCCUGCAUGGGUGCCCUGAUCAGUAAGGCCCACUUGGAGAAAGUCAGAAGUUACAUCAAAAGAGCUCAUGCUGAAGGGGCCCGUAUUCUGUGUGGAGAGGGAGUAGAUAAAUUGACGCUGCCCCCCAGGAAUCAGGAAGGCUACUUCAUGCCUCCUACAGUGAUAACAGACAUUAAGGAUGAGUCCUGCUGCAUGAAGGAAGAGAUCUUUGGCCCCGUGACAUGCGUGGUCUCCUUCGAGAAUGAAGAGGAAGUGAUUAGACGGGCCAACAGCGUGAAGUACGGGCUGGCCGCUACGGUGUGGUCGAGAGAUGUGGGCCGCGUCCACCGUGUGGCCAAGAAGCUGCAGUCAGGUUUGGUCUGGACCAACUGCUGGCUCAUCAGAGAGCUGAACCUGCCUUUUGGGGGCAUGAAGAGCUCGGGGAUAGGAAGAGAGGGCGCCAAGGACUCUCAUGACUUUUUCACAGAAAUCAAGACCAUCACUGUCAAACACUAAUCGUUGCUCCAGCCAAGGCCAGGCACAGCGUGGUAAACGGAGAUGCCCCUGCGCACGCCGGCCCUGUCUCGACCCUGCAGGAUGUUCUCUCUAGUUUAACCUCAGUAGGUAGCGUUUUUCAUCAGCUGGUGAAGGGAUGUUGUCUGUUUUCUGUGUGGACUCAGAGCAGAAAAGACUUCCAGGGAGGACGGCACAGCAAGAAAGUCAAGCCAUCCACUGUCAGUCUCCCCUCAUUUUAUAUCUUCAGGGUACUUUCGCUAUUGGGAAUUGCUAAUAACCAGAUAUAGUCAUCUGAAAAUAUGGGAUUAAAAACCUACAGAACUGAGGAGAAGCAAUUUACCAUUUAGUUUCUACCUUAGAGGAGGGUGUGGACAGGGUCUCCUGCUGCAUUAGCUGCUAAUGUGGUUAAUAGAUAAUUAGUUGUGCCUCAUUAGGUAGGCGGCAGUGAAUUCUAUGGAAUUUGUUAAAGGAUGCUUGAAUUAUUGAUCAUGCUAAAUAUAUAAAGAAUAAAGCAACUACUCUACUUUCAAAUGGAGGAAAUUUGAAACACAAAGAGAAAAUAGUUUGGUU